Molecule: messenger RNA, 2080 nt
Organism: Polyodon spathula (Mississippi paddlefish)
Lineage: Eukaryota; Metazoa; Chordata; Actinopteri; Acipenseriformes; Polyodontidae
Product: FAD-linked sulfhydryl oxidase ALR-like
Exons: 3
Coding region: 38-622 (194 amino acids)
Cellular component (GO): mitochondrion
Molecular function (GO): flavin-dependent sulfhydryl oxidase activity; flavin adenine dinucleotide binding
Source: RefSeq, a predicted model, not a curated record
CAACAUAUCCCUUCAGUCUCAGCGGCUUGUUUUCAAGAUGGCUGCGCCCGGUGAUAAAAGUCCUUCUUCCCCGGUAGCCUCGGCAUCGCCUUUUGCAGGUUUCCCGUUCUCGAUCCCGGGCGCCGCUACCGGGGAACCGGCAGAUAAACAGGCUGAAAAAACCGGCGAGCAGAAAAAGAAGCCGUGCCGGGCGUGCAUGGAUUUCAAAUCCUGGAUCAAACAGCAGAGGAAACAGACACCCACACUGGAGAGCCAGCUUGAGGAGAAACAGGAGAGGCCUGUGGAAUGCCCCUUAGACCGGGAAGAGCUGGGCAGGAGCACCUGGUCUUUCCUGCACACGAUGGCAGCGUAUUACCCCGACAGGCCCACUGGCGCGCAGCAGCAGGACAUGAAGCAGUUUGUCAACUUGUUUUCAAAGUUCUUUCCCUGCGACGAGUGUGCUGAGGACUUGCGAGCGAGGUUAAAAUCAAAUCAACCAGACACCACCAGCCGAAACAGUUUCUCCCAGUGGAUGUGCCGCCUUCAUAACGAUGUCAACGUGCGCAUCGGCAAACCAGAGUUCGACUGUGCCAAGGUGGAUGAGCGGUGGAGGGACGGCUGGAAGGACGGGUCUUGCGAUUAGCAUGGAGGGAAUUGCCAGCACGCAACCCCAGACCUUUAUUUAAGACCCUGAAAUGACAAAGGUGUACGUUUUUAAAAUGUAAAUCUUAGACGUAUUUGUCUGAUCAAAGUUUCCCGGAGGUUUGUGAUGUGUUUAUAUCUGGAAUUAUUGUCACAUGUGAAACAACUUAUUUGAUCCUUUCUGUAUGUCUAGACAGUAAUUACUUAAUGCAGGAACUUAAGGAUGCUUAUCUCUCUUAGAAGCUUUCGAUCAAGAGCAUUAUUUUUUUCAAACCUUUUUGAGUGGGUCUUUAAAAACGGGACUGAAGGAAUAUGCUUGAAUAACUUCCAAGCUUUUUUGUUGUAAAAUAUAACUAAUAUAUAUAGUGUGUGUUUAAUGACUUUAUUAAUGGGAUGUCAUUUUACUGUUGAAAAUGUGUUUUCAUGCAUCGCUGUUCAAAGGUGUGCAGUGUGGACCUGUACUGCAGGCAGUGGUUGCAUAUGAAGAUACACCUUUAUUCCAGUGAUGAACAGGCAUUAGCAGGGAGUCCUGUGGAGUUUCUCUUGGUAAGAAUUAGAAUCGAGUAUCAGGGCCCAGGUAAAUGAAAAGCCCAGUUGUUUACAGGAAGGAUAUUUUUGGCUGCAGUUGCAAUAAGGAAUUCAGAAGACUGCUUUAGGAUAGAAUCUGUUCCCAUGGCCAGCAGAGGGUGCAGUGGGGUUACUGUUCACACCUUGUGUAGAGUAUUUGGGUUAGGAGCGGAAUGGCUCGGUCAUGCCAGGCAGCUGGCAAAAAGAGUGAUGAUACUGGCUUGGCCAGUACUAUCAGAAGGCUACCUGAGAGCUGGUAAAAAUGAUUAGGUUACCGCUGUUAAACGUAGACCAGCUGGUCGUAGUGUUUUUCAGACUUGCUAAUGAGGUAGUCAGGUUUUUCAGUCAACCCAGGAUUUCUUGCAAAGUUCGCGUUCUUCCUGGUCCCAGUGUGAUUGUAGUGAUGAUGAUGAUUACAUGUGAAUUGUCAAUUGAGGAACUGAGAGAGUGAUUAUUCAUGAUUUUAAAUGUACUGUAUAAUAAAUCGGACGCUGAACAACAUCAGUUUGAGCAUUUCUAUUUUAUUAUGGGUGGGUACGUACUCUGUUCCUGGAAGAAUUUGAGCUUUAUUCACCGCCUACACCCGUUUUUUUUUUUUUUUUGCGGCCACAUUGGGUACCGGCAUCAGUACCACAAAUGAACGAGAUUGUCCUUGUUAGAGUUAUAUUAGGUUUAUAUUGUUAGUGUUAUAGAGUUACUGUUAGAUUGUUAUAGCGUUAGUGUUUUUAUUGUUAGUAUUAGAUUAGGACCUAAUGCAGAAAUGCAGUUGGAUUCUGGGGGAUUUUUCAUUGUUAUCAAUUCUACUUAAAAGCUGACGCAUGAUUACCCUGUAGUGACUGAAUAUUAAAUACUCAAGUAAAUAAAACGUCAACAAAUUAUGUGACCUGAGAGU